This is a messenger RNA of Paramecium tetraurelia, 867 nucleotides long. RefSeq lists its product as uncharacterized. The record is from RefSeq and is a predicted model, not a curated record. NCBI's taxonomy places the organism in Eukaryota, Ciliophora, Oligohymenophorea, Peniculida, Parameciidae. The transcript is spliced from 2 exons.
AUGUUAUUGGCAUAAUUCCUUGAGUUCUUGUUUUCAGUCUCAUUAUGCACAUUUAUAAAAAUCGGAAGAGAGGAAACUAAAAUGAGUGGCAGAAUCCUUAAGUUUGCAUAUCGAGUCGAAAAGAAUUUACUCUACAAUUACGAAUUCGGACCCAAUACUAAAGAUAUAAGGCUUUGCUUGAUUCCAUUCCUACUACCAACCAUCUGCAAGAAAAUACUUAAUAUUAAAUCUCCCUUAAGCUUUUACGAGUUAUUGCUUGCGUUUAUUGAUCUUUUAUCACUCAUUGACUGCAUUAAUACAACUGAAUCUUACCAAAGAUAUUGUCUUGUUUACACCAUUAGAGUCAUCAGAACCAUCAUGAUGUUGUUUGAAUUAGUUCAAGAAAUCACCAAAAUGACAAUCCUUCAUUAUGAAUAAAUAUUGCAAAAAAGACUAUUACAAAUGCAAUAAAAAAAAUAAAUCAUUCAAAGCAGCAAUAAUCAAUAACAAGAACCACUAUCAAUCUAAUAGUAAUAGAUUUUUGACGAUAAUUCUGAUUCAGAUGAACAAACUAAAAUACUCAAUACUCAAAAAUAACAAUAAACAACAAUAAAACGACUAAUAUUUCCAUAAAUGAGGAUCCCUUGCAUUCUUUUAAAUUUAAUAAUCAAUCAAUAACAACAUUACAUCUAAAUUAUAGAUCCAUGGAGCUUUGACAAAUCAUUCUCAUCAAUUAAUAUUAGAGAAUAACUUUUAAUAAUGAUUAAACUUAAUUAUUGCUGUUAAAUAUAUUAGACUUUGAAAAAGACUAAAUGCAAUUAAUAAGCCCUACAUAAAUACAGAGAGUUAAUAGCAGAAUAUUUAUCUUAAUUAAUUUCGAUGAAUUGA